AUGUCCUUCUUCGCUGGAUGUACUUCUCUUGUUUCUGAUGAGUCAAAUGAAUUCGUUGUUUCUUCUAAACCCUACCGCAUUGCUGGGGGCCCCCAAGUAGAUCAGGGGGCCCCGCCCUCUUCAGCCCUAUUCCUUAAUACUAAUCAGGAAGGGUCUAUAGGGGGGCCCCUGGGGGCCCCUACGGGGCCCCUGGGUUCUCCUAGGGGGCCCCAGGGGGGCCCAUUGGGGGCCCCCUUAAGGGGGCCCCAUGGGGGGCCCCUGGGGGCCCCCCUAAGGGGGCCCCCUGCUACUCUAGAUCCACAGAAGAUAGGAAGGGUUUUGACGGUGGCUGUUUCAGAGCUGGGAGAACAAGUGAAAUCAGGGGGAGAAUUGUUGUGGAGGUCUGCGCUGUCUGCUGCUGGCCAAGCGCUGUCUUCUGCUCCUGCAGCAAUCCCUGGGAUCGCCUCCUUGGGGGCGAUCCCAGGUCUGCCUUCUGCUGCUUCGGGUGUCUCCUCUUCUGCUGCUGCUGCUGCUGCUGCUGCUGCAGCUGGUGCUGUUGGUGUUGUUGGUGCUGUGGGGUCAGGGGGAUGGGGGACCCCAGUAGCAGCUACAGGAGCAGCAGCAACCCCAGCAGCAGCAGCAGCAGCAGCAACAGCAGCAGCAGCAGCAGGAAGAGAGUGCUCUGUUGUUGGUGCUGUGGGGUCAGGGGGAUGGGGGACCCCAGUAGCAGCUACAGGAGCAGCAGCAGCCCCAGCAGCAGCAGCAGCAGCAGCAACAGCAGCAGCAGCAGCAGGAAGAGAGUGCUCUGUUAGAGUGUGGGAGAACGGAAACCUUUCAAUCGACGUUACUUCAGACUGCCAAUUCGCCUGGAGCCGAAUUAAAGCCUCAGGUGUAUCGACACCUGUGGAGGGCAUCCACGGCAACGUGUAUCCCGUGACAGCGGAUGACAUUGGGGUGUACGUGGAGGUUUGCGGUUUUGCUAAGACCCCUAGUGGUUUGCAAGGAAGGCAGGUGCUGUCUUUCGGUCCUCUGGCGAUGGGGUUGUCUCUUAAAUAUCAAGUUCUUGCUGCUCUAGCAAACGAAACCUCUUCUUUCCGCUGCAUCAGAGCAUCUGAAGAGGGUUUAGAGGAGCCCAGCGAGAUGGAAGUCUCAGUGGAGAUCGACUCGGAGAAAGUUCUUGUCGCCCUCCCUCCGCCAGAUGGAUUGGAUGAGAGGGCUAGCAGGCGAGAGUUUAUCUGUAGAUACACCUCAAGCCUUCCGGUAGUCAAGAUCGACCCCACAUCUCCUACCCUCUUCCAGGCAAGGCUAAAUCUGUCUCCUACUUUAUCUUUUCUUUUACAUGCUCAAGAGACUCAAGACAGAGAUCUUCUUGCUGCUACUCUGAGGGUUUAUCAAAUCCGUUCGUUUGUCUCUACUUCUUCUAUUCUUGACUCUCUAGCAGGACGUCUUCCUUGCGAAGAUGCGCUGCAGCACAGCAGCAGCAGCAGCAGCAGCAGUAGCAGCAGCAGCGGGACAGAAGAGAUGAAAGCUCAGCUAAAGGAAGUCGAAGCAGCAAAUGCAAAUCUGCGGCUGGAGCUGCAGAAGCUGCAGCAGCAGCUGCAGCAGCGGCAAGCAGAUAAAGAAGGGGCGCAAGAGGGCCCAGAGAGUCACGUGCAGCGGCUGCUGCAGCGCAAAGUUGAUAUCCUUGUGAAAGAAAAAGAAGCGCUGCAGCAGCGCUUGCGAGAGGCUGUAAAGCAAGAGGAGGAGGAGACAAAAGAAAUGGCGUCGGAGAUAAAGCGGCUGCGAGCAGAAGUCGAAGAGGCCCAUAUAUGCAAAUCUCGAGUGUCUCUUGAGCUUGCUGAUGCUCGGCGUUUAGUUGAGGAGGAGAGGCAGCGGUUUGCUGCAGAGACGCAGCAACUCCGUGACGAAUUGCUGCAUGCAGAAGCCAGAACAGAAUGCCUUGGAGAGCAAGUGGGGGAGCUGAGGGCUUCGGAAGCUGCAGCAGAGACGCAGUUCUUGCUGCGCACUGCUGCUUUGAGGGAGACAGCAGCAGCAGCAGAGAAGGAGACAGAAGAAUUAAAGAGACAGCUUCAAGCAGCAGCAGACGAAAGAAAUGCUCUUGGAUCAGAGAGGACCCGCAUACUAAAGUUAGGGGAUAGGGUUAAGGUUGUUACAGUCUAG
Messenger RNA from Eimeria acervulina, 2139 nucleotides. RefSeq lists its product as hypothetical. The transcript has 13 exons. Gene Ontology annotation, biological process: regulation of transcription by RNA polymerase II. NCBI's taxonomy places the organism in Eukaryota, Apicomplexa, Conoidasida, Eucoccidiorida, Eimeriidae. Gene Ontology annotation, cellular component: nucleus. The record is from RefSeq and is a predicted model, not a curated record. The coding region runs from base 1 to 2139 and encodes 712 amino acids. Gene Ontology annotation, molecular function: transcription cis-regulatory region binding.